CAUCAAGUGUAUGCUGGACUGAAUUUGCCAGGCCUCCUAUUCCGUGCAAGCAUCUCUCCUGCUGGUGACGAGGUUUCUUAGCAAGUCCAGACAGAGCUCAGCCUUCCACCAUGCCCGUGCCUCCCCCUCCAGCUCCCCCUCCGCCCCCAACGCUGGCCUUGGCAAAUACUGAAAAGCCAUCCCUAAGCAGGUCAGAACAAGCAGGGCGAAAUGCUCUAUUAUCUGAUAUUACCAAAGGAAAAAAGCUAAAGAAGACUGUUACUAAUGACAGAAGUGCUCCGAUUUUAGACAAACCCAAAGGACCUGGUGGAGGUGGCGGCGGUGGCUUUGGAGGAGGUGGCGGUGGCAGCGGCGGGGGUUUUGGUGGUGGCGGUGGUGGCAGCUUCAGUGGCGGUGGACCACCUGGCCUUGGAGGCCUUUUUCAAGCAGGAAUGCCAAAGCUCAGAUCUGCUGCGAGUCGAGAUGCUGAUGCCGGGGGAGGCCGCCCGCCCGCCCUGCCGCCCGGAGGCCGCUCCGCAGCCGCCAAGACAGCCCUGGUCCUGUGUUACGUGGGCUGUGCCUUUGUAUUUGACCAGUCGCCACACCAGUUACUCAGAUACACGGACACUGGGAAUGCCAGUCUAGGCCCCCUCCCACCACCUCCUCCCAUAAGCAGGAAUGGAAGCACUUCAAGGGCUUUGCCUGCUGCUCCCCAGCUGCCCUCCCGGGCAGGGCUGGACAACCAGAGAGGUGCACCACGACCGCCGCUUCCCCCCGACCGGCCGGGCUCAGCAGCGCCGCCGCCACCACCACCGCCUUCAUCAGCUGUCAGAAACGGCUUCCAGGAUGCAGGUGAUGAUGAAUGGGAAAGCAGAUUUUCUUUUCACCCUAUAUCUGAUUUGCCACCUCCAGAGCCAUAUGUACCCGUGAACAGAAGUUAUCCCAGUAAACUAGCAAGAAAUGAAAGUAGAGGUGGCUCUGGCCGAAAAGAAAGAGGUGCCCCCCCGCUUCCGCCUAUACCAAGGUGAAAUGAGUUCUGGCCCAUCUUUGGGCGACGUCUGUUUUCAAAUUUCCUUAGAGUCAGCUCUCCUGUCCACAUCAUUGGAAAGUUGUCUGGUUUGCUUUAUUUCCACUUUUGGCUUGUCAGCUGGAACAAACUUCAGUCUCUAUUACAGAAGUAAUAGAUGCGGCUUAUGAACUAUAGUUGCUCAAAGCUAUAAAUUUUAUUUGCUUAUACUGCAGGCUGUCAUGAAAGGCAUUUUGUGGACCAUACACAGCAUACGUGCAUCAUGCUUACCGUGUCCAGCCCUGUCCCCUUGAGAGCUCCAGAGGAGGUCUGGCUUUGAAUUUAAUGAGAGCUGGAACAAAGCUGUUUCAUUCACUUGGGUACAGUGGCUGUAUUAUUUGAAUUAUAAAAUACAAUCUAUUUUCUGUAUAAAAAACAGUUGCUGGGGAAAACCGUGUAGCCAAGAGUCCCCUGGAUCCUUCUUUGCAUGCCUAACUUGGCCCAUCUGCUUCUGCAAGCCAUAGACCUACUGCACGAUGACCAAGAGUUCAUCCUAAACCUUUUCACUUCAGCUUAGCCAAGCAAAUCUUAUUUUAAAACAAUAGAUAGCACAUCCCGCCCCGAGAAUGGAGUGUGUCUGGCCUUGUUUUAUCUGCGGAGAAUCUUCCAAAGAAAAGCACAAGUGAAGAAUUCAGCAGCAUAAAAAUAACUUCUUUUUAAUUCCUCUUUCCUUGUUUUUUAAUAGUGUUACACUGUUAGUCACCUAAUUCUUUCCUACUCUGAUGCGGACCAACCCACAGUCAUCCGUGUCCUGGAUUAUUGUAAUGCCCUUUACCUGAGACUGCAUGCGAAGAGUCCUCAGAAAGUAGUCUUGGUGCAAAUGCAGCAAUUACUGUAGUUGCAGGCUCCCUCCGUAAAGCAUUGCUAACACCAGUGCUCCACAGACUGCUUUCCAGUUGUUUCUUUGGUACAAUUAAAUGAUGGGGUUUAACUUAAAAAGCUUCCUGGGGCUUAGGUCACAAGUCUCAGAGAGAUUGUAUUUGACUUGUGUUACAGAAGAGCAGCUGAGGUCAAAAACGUGCGUAAGUGAAAGCCCUUUGAUGUAGUGGAGGAGGUCUGGGGUUUGUGCGUUCAAGUGGGAGCAUCAGCUCCAAAAUUUGCUGUCUGCACUGGUUCGAGAGAAGCGGGAAGAUUUGGCCUUCUGAGUUUACCAUGAAGCCUGUCCUUUCAAACUUUGCCGAAAGGAGUCUCCGCAGAGAGCUGCAAGGCUUCCAUUAAUAGAAGAGAGAGUGAAGUAUUCUAACAUUGUGACAAUUGGUUAAUAUGUUUAAUGGCUUUUGAAUUUUGUGUAUGAGAAAAGAGUUCCUCGUAUGAGUGCAUUUUACAAAUGGAUCUAAACGCAUAUAAAAUGCCUUUGGAAAUUAGAGGAAGAUUAUAAUUCUGGAUUUGAAAUAUUGCUGAACGAUAGCUCUUUGUUAACUGGACUUCUGAAGGUUAGCUCUGAAAAAUUUCUCCUCUGUCUCCUCAACAGUUUCUGUUUCUUCAACAUACUCCUUGGGAUCCCUACCCAGUCUGUAUCAGCAGCCAUGCUUCACAGGGUGUUGCUCAAAAAAAAAAAAAUAGAAAAACUAGUCAUGUAGAUUAAGAAAAUGUUUCUCUAGCAUGGGAGACAUGAUCCUAAGUAUGCUCUGUAGCUAGAAUGAGGUCAGUCCUUGAAAAUCUAGGGAAUUUAGCCAAAGAGAGUCUGGACCCCACUGAAGCGUUUGUGCAUAGGGCUUUUUGCUCUGUCAGUGGGCAUGGAGGGGCAGAUCCCCUUUCUGCCCAACAGCCUGGGCAGUCACAGUGAAGGGGAUGAGAGAGAGUUGGAUUUGGCCAGAUCAAAUUUAAUUUGGCCUUUUCAGUGUUUGUUUACAAACUCGUUAGCUGUGACAGCAUUUGAUUAUGUACCUGUCUUUUACAUUUUUAUAUCUAAUGACCUAUUUCAAGUUACUAUUUAUGGUCUUGAACCUGCAAUUAAAUGCGCAGGCGCAAAGAUGUAUCUACAUCUAAUUGCAGGAUCGUGGCUGUAAGAGUUUCUUAAACAGAUAUUAGUGGGACCUCCAUGUGACAGGUACACCUUGGGAUCAAACCUAGCGCAAUACUGAAUUUGUAUAUGUAUUUUAUGGAUGUCACUUAAACAAAGUGCCUGUCUCUUUGGGAUAUUAUUAUGUGAAUAGAAGUCCAAAUAAGAUUUUUAGGAUAAUAACUUAAAGGAUAAAUUAUUGUAUUCAUGUUUUUAAACUGAAGCACUUACAACUUUCUAAGGAACAACAUUCUGAAUUUAAGAAUACAGUAUUUCAGUACCUUGACCUGCCAAAUCCUUAUUAAUAUCCAAAUAGCUAUGCAGCCAAAAAAAAAAAACCUCUAGAAACUAUACCUUUUUUGUAACUUACCUGCUUCCAGCAUGACUGUUUUACUUUGAGUAAGUCAAUGAAAAUGCUGCACGUUGUUCUGCCGACUCUCUGCAUCAUUCGAAAUAUCCUAUAUCUGAUCUUUUGAGCAAGGUUUUCUGACCAGAAAUUCUGGACCACUACCAAGACUUGGCAAACCAGCUUCAGUCUCACUUUAAAAUGUGCUGUGUAAAAGGCCCUCAGUCAACAAGCCAAGAAACCUGAGCUGCUUGGGUUUGAGCACUUCUUUGUACUAUAGAAACCUCUUCAGAAUGGAUGUUUGGCAUAUAUGUAAAAUAGCUUAACAGUGCAGAAAGAGGUAUUUUUUCACCUAACAACAGCUUUACUAUUUAUACCUUUUGCUAUAAAAGUCCCUAGAAACAUUCCAGAACAGUGCAGCAUUUUAUCAUUCAAUAUAUUGCUUCAUAUAUCAGUAGCUAAUUAGAAUAUCAUCAGUAUUUAUUUCACUAUGAAGUGUUAAAAAAGAAGAAUGCAAAACAUAUUGAACCAGUGGUGCCUUAUGACUUUUUUUGUCAACUUUUCUGUGUCUCACUAGAAAAAUUAAUAGGCGUUGCUCUUCCAAGUCCUAAUGUAAAUAGUGCCAACAGUAGCAUUAUGCAGCGUUUGAGCCAAGUCCUGCUGUUGUAACGUGCUCUGUCUGCUAACUUCAGAUUGAGCUCAGUGUACGGAGAGACUAUUGGAUCAGUCUUUAGGUGAGAUGUCGGUGGGCACUGGUUAACCUCACAAUCAAUUGUUGGUAUUGCUCUGGAAAUUUAACCCUUUCCCAAAACCAGUGUCUCACUUUGCAGUCCAUACAGCCCAGCUGACUUCAGCGUGGUUGCAUAGGUUAUUAGAGGACUAAAUUUGAUUCACUGCUCGCAUAUAAGAUUGAGUGGGUUUGUUUCAAUGGCAUUGUAUUAUAAACCUUCACACCUCAAACUAUCUUUUUAUGUCAUCACUAGACUCGCAUUGUGUGACAACAGCCACGGAUAUUCAUUUUUGUUUAAUUCAAGUCAGUAAAUAAAAUGGGAACAACUUUUGUACCAUAUGGCAAUAAUUUCUGCUCAAUAUUUUUGGAAGAAAAGCACAUGUUAUGUUUGUUAUGACUUUCUGCACCAGCCAAUGGGAGAAGAGGUCACAGUGAUUAACAUUCAGAAUUGUUAAAGGAAACGCAGCUUGUGAUUCAGGAAGCAUGUAUUUCUGUAAAUGAACUACUUAAACAAGGUUGCAGAGUUCUUGUUUAGAAGCCGGCAUUUCCCAACACUAGAAGGAUCAUAAGAACGAUUUUUUUUUCUGCAAGACUGAACUAUUAAAGUUCCUUAAAUUGUCACUUAAAAAAAUGGACGGUAGUUUCUCCUUGCAACAACAACUGUUUACAUGUCACUUGUAGAAGUAGGUCUCUGUUGGAGCAGAGGAUGAGGGAACUAAACUGCUAUCAUGCUUCACAUAUAUUGUAACACAACAAUUUUGUAUGCAAAAGUAUGCAAAUAGAAGGGGUACUUUUUGCCUUGGAAGCAAAGAAUGGAGUUGAAUGAUCCAGCUGGGAUUAUUUCAAGCAGAAUGUCAAAUGUCAAGAGACCUAGAGGAGGCCCCUCAGCCACAGGAAACGAGAAGAGCGCUCAAGGAAAUACAAACCCAUUGGCUGAAUGUUGCUGUCAAUACUAGAGUACAAAUCACGAUAUAAAAUGCAUGGACGUAAUACCACAUCACAAUAGUGUGAACACCGUUGUCUCACAGUCAGGUGCAAACAACCUGUUAUGGUGGUACAUUGACUCUGUAUGACAUAUAUUGUAUGAACUUUCAUCUUUCAAACGGUAUUCACCAGAAAAUAAGGAGAAUCUCUUACCUAAGAUAUCCGAUAACACAUUAAGUGUAGCUAGUUCAUGGAAUGAUUCUUCACGUACAUUAGGAGAAAACGGGGAUCUUCUAGCCUGUAAGGUAGAAGUGUCUGGACCAUUCAGUUAAAAUGUAAACCUGGAGCACUGGCAAAAAGGGGAGUGUUGGAGUUAACUCAGCAGAAGCAGGGCACACGUAUAUGUUCUUAGUGAGUGAGUAUGCAGCAGGUAGAUAGGCGGACUAAAAGAAAAAAAUGGAAACGGCACGUCUUAAAAAAGGGAGUAACCCUUCAGUAUGUUGCCAUUUUGAAAUACAGUUUGUCUGUGACAAAUGUUCUUCAGUGUAAACUAAUGCAUGCAAAGGAAGACCUCUAAAUUUGGACUUCCAAAGCCACACGACUAUGAAAGAGAGAGAAACAUAACUUAAAACAUAGGCUGAGCAGAAAGCAACAUGUUUUUAUCAGAUGCGUAAAGUUUGAGCUUUUUAUAAAAUAUUAAUCUAGUUCUGUGAAUAUUUUUUUGCUUAACAU
Molecule: messenger RNA, 5779 nt
Organism: Aptenodytes forsteri (emperor penguin)
Lineage: Eukaryota; Metazoa; Chordata; Aves; Sphenisciformes; Spheniscidae
Gene: WIPF1
Product: WAS/WASL interacting protein family member 1
Exons: 9
Coding region: 111-1007 (298 amino acids)
Molecular function (GO): actin binding
Source: RefSeq, a predicted model, not a curated record